This is a messenger RNA of Rhagoletis zephyria (snowberry fruit fly), 2955 nucleotides long. Lineage: Eukaryota; Metazoa; Arthropoda; Insecta; Diptera; Tephritidae. The record is from RefSeq and is a predicted model, not a curated record.
AUGCAGGCGCGGAAGGGUCAACUGGUAGCCAUUGUCGGGCAGGUGGGCAGCGGCAAGUCCUCGCUCAUCAGCGCCCUCCUCGGCGACAUGCACAAGCUGGGCGGGGUGGUAAAGAUCAACCGCUCCAUCGCCUACGUCGCCCAGCAGGCGUGGAUUCAGAACGCCACCGUGCGCGAGAACAUUCUCUUUCUGAACCGGUACGACGAGGAGAAGUACCGCGCCGUGGUGGACGCCUGCGCCCUCGCGCCCGACCUGGCCAUCCUCCCGGCGGGCGACCAGACGGAGAUCGGCGAGAAGGGCAUCACCCUGUCGGGCGGGCAGAAGCAGCGCAUUGCCAUCGCCCGAGCGGCUUACACUGCAGCGUCACUUUAUCUGCUGGAUGACCCACUGUCGGCGCUGGACGCCCACGUCAGUCGGCACAUCUUCGACCGGGUGAUCGGGCCGAAGGGCAUGCUGCGCACGGCGACGCGCAUCCUGGUGACGCACCGCAUGGCAGUGCUCAGCCAGUGCGACUACAUCUACGUCAUGAAGAAGGGACGGGUAGUGGAGUCGGGCACCUUUGCGCAGCUUCUCGCCGCCAGGGGGCGCGAGGGCGGCGGCGGCGGCGGCAGCUUCUCCGAGCUGCUCACCAACUACCUGGUCGCCCAUGAGGAGCACACCGGUGCCUCCUCCUCUUCAGAGGAAGAAGAAGGAGGAGUUUUUGGUGAGGCAAAUCCAAGACACAGCUUUACCGGCAGCUUUGAGGGUGAUGAGAGCGACCAAGAAGACCUGGAGACAGCGCGGCGGAAAGUGCUGGCCGAGGAUGACAUCGACGAGACGGAGCUUUUCAUCAACUCCGUCUUCAAGGAGAUCGACGAGUUGUCGGUGGGCGGCGGCGAGGAGGGGGAGGUCUAUCUGCCUGAUCAUCACCAGCUAAAGCCGAAGGCCAAUCGCGUGGUGUCCUUUCUGGAGCUGUCACAACCGCCUAGCGGCCAGAGCUCUCUGGCCAGCUCCGUUCCGUCGUCGGUGUCGAGCCGAGCCUCUGCGCGCAGCACCUCCUCCACGAAAGCCAUCUACCCAAAGGAACUGGCCAACACGACUCAGAUCCAGCCCGAGGGCCGGGUGACGUUGCACCAGAACACCACGGUGGAGCAGUCCACGGGCAGCUCCUCAGUGACCAUGUCCGCCUACGGCAAGUACUUCAAGCGGCUGGGACUGCUCGCCUGCGCCUUCAUACUGCUCUCACAGUGCGCCCAGCUACUGUGCAACAUCGCCGCCGCCCAGUGGCUGUCCCGGUGGUCGGAAGAGCAGCUGGUUAACAGCGGUCAUAAGCCGGAGGUGCCCGCGGACGACAACUACUCGACCAACCUGCGCAACCUCGCCGUGUACACUGUCCUCGGCCUGGGGGAGUGCUUUUUCACGCUCUUCACGACGCUGGUGAUCAGCUUUUCAACGCUGAAGGCUGCCAAGCUGCUUCACGCCGACAUGCUGUCAAGAAUACUUCGCGCCCCGAUGUCCUUCUUCGACACGAAUCCCAUCGGUCGCAUUCUGAACCGCUUCUCGCGUGACAUCGACAUCUGCGACACCAUUCUCAAUAUGAACCUGCGCAUUGCCCUCUUCACCGCCUUCCGCACCGUCGCCGCCAUCCUCAUCAUCGCCAUCGACACGCCCCCAGUCCUGGGGGCGGUCCUCCCCCUGGCCAUCUUCUACUUCGUCAUCCAGCGGAUGUUCCUGCCCACCUCGCGGCAGCUGCGCCGCAUCGAGUCCACCACUCGGUCGCCCAUCUACUCGCACUUUGACGAAUCGCUCUCCGGCUCGUCGACCAUCCGCGCCUUCGGCAAGCAGUCCGCCUUCAUCAUCGAGUCCAACCGGCGCAUCGACCAGAACCACGUGGCCAGCUGGGCCAUCAACGGCUGCACGCAGUGGAUCAUCACCCGCCUCGAAUUUCUCGGCUACAUGGUCGUCUUCGCCAACGCCCUCUACUGUCUAAUUAACCGGGAGAACAUCCAGGCGAGCAUCACCGGCCUGACGCUCACCUACUCGAUGACUAUCACGCGUAAUCUGAAUCACUUCAUUAUGGUCACCUCGGAGCUGGAGAACAGCGUCGUCUCAUUUGAGCGCUGUUUGGAGUACUGCAAGAUGACCACGGAGGCUGACUACUACAAGGAUGAACAGGAUCCACCUGAAGCCCAACCCAAAUCAACUGAUCAAACGUCCACCUCACUAGCUGAAGUGUGGCCAUCUCAAGGGGCAAUUGAGUUUCGAGAUUUCAGCACUCGCUACCGACCUAAUCUUGAUCUGGUUCUCAAAUCAAUUAACUUCAUCGUCCUGCCUGGAGAGCGAGUGGGCGUAGUUGGGCGCACUGGUGCCGGAAAGUCCUCUCUCACACUGGCUUUAUUUAGAAUUCUUGAGCGGGCAAGUGGCAAAAUUAUCGUCGACGGGCGAGAUAUAGCCGACUUGGGUCUGCACAGCAUACGCUCCCGCAUGACCAUCAUUCCGCAAGACCCAGUCCUGUUCACGGGAACACUUCGACUUAAUAUUGAUCCGUUCGGCAAGCACUCCGAUGAGGAGCUGUGGUCUGCCCUGGAGCUAGUUAAUUUGCGUCCAUUUGUGCAAUCAUUUGAAGCGGGGCUGAAUCAUACCAUCACCGAAGGGGGCGACAAUCUGUCUGUUGGGCAACGUCAACUGUUAUCCUUAGCACGGGCUUUGUUGCGAAAAUCACGCAUUUUAGUGCUGGACGAAGCCACUGCAGCGGUAGACAUGGAAACGGAUGCAAUCAUUCAGCAGACCAUUCGGCAGCACUUCUUUGGCAGCACUAUUCUAACAAUUGCUCACCGAAUUGAAACGAUUUUUGAUUAUGAUCGAAUUUUGCUGAUGCACAACGGAGAAGUGCUUGAGUAUGACUCUCCGGAAAGGCUUAUUGCAACACCUCAUUCACUCUUUCGCUCGCUGGCAAGAGAAGCGGGUUUAGUGUAA